ACAGCACUGCACGCAGAUUAUAAACAAUUCGUUGUGUAUCGUUCAAAAAAUAACUAAUUUAGUUUAAAUAAUGGCCGAUGAAGUUAGUGUAGAUGCAUUACCAUAUAUUGAUCAUGGAUACGAUGAUGUGGGCGUUCGAGAAUCGGCACUAGCUAUGGUCGAGGAGGAAUGCCGGCGAUACCGUCCCACAAAGAACUAUCUGGAUCACCUGCCCUUACCGGCAAGUUCACCAUUCGAGACACCGCUGAUGAUAAAUGAAUUUGAGCGCAUACAAAACCGUCUACCUAUGGAGACACUCUCAAUGAAGCGUUACGAACUGCCACCACCACCGUCUGGCAAGCUCUCAGAAGUAUCAGCUUGGCAAGAGUCCAUUGAGAACUCAAUGGCGCAGCUGGAGCAUCAAUGGGUGCGCUCACUAAACCUAGAACUGAUGUUGGACUACGGCACUGAAGCAUGGAAAUCCUACCUCGAAGUAUUUACAGCCAUGCAGGCCAAAGCUCAGAUACAAUUGCAACACAUAAAGAAAGACAUGCAGGAUGUGAACUGGCAGCGCAAACAGGCACAGACCCAAGCUGGAGAGAAACUGCGUGCUCUUGAAGCGCACUGGGUGUUGCUUGUCUCCAAAAACUAUGAAAUCGAAACCGAGUGCGUUGAAUUAGAGAAAGUGGUCCAAGCUGCCCGCGAGCAACUUGAGAAACUUGCACCGCCAAACAACGAAGAGACUCCGCCGACGGAGCAAACAAAUGGACAUGUUCCAAAAGCAGAAAGCAAUGAAAAUGAAGAUGUUGAUGAUGAUGACGCUGAGGAAGAAGAACAAGAUGAAUCCACAAACGGAACGUAAUGUCGCUGCAGUUUUAUUAUAAUUUGUACAAUUUUAAAUACAUAUAUUGAGUCAUAUAACAA
This is a messenger RNA of Drosophila innubila, 903 nucleotides long. It is a transcript of the gene BCAS2, whose product is annotated as pre-mRNA-splicing factor SPF27. NCBI's taxonomy places the organism in Eukaryota, Metazoa, Arthropoda, Insecta, Diptera, Drosophilidae. The record is from RefSeq and is a predicted model, not a curated record. The coding region runs from base 71 to 841 and encodes 256 amino acids. Gene Ontology annotation, cellular component: precatalytic spliceosome; catalytic step 2 spliceosome; Prp19 complex. The transcript is spliced from 2 exons. Gene Ontology annotation, biological process: mRNA processing.